CUUUUCGAUUUCAGGUCUUUUGACCUCUACGAGACAUCUAAUGAAAAUCGCCUUGGACCAAGAACUAUCUUUCGUGGACGAAGGGAUGUCUCGUAUCACAUACUCACAGCCUACGAGAAAGUUUUCGAGAAAUUUGGUUUCUUUCUAGCCAGACAAAGGCCCUUGAUUAUCUUCUUCGUUUCACUUGUCGUUUGUGUUGCUAGCUUGUUGGGUUUUAUUCGGAUAAGUGUUGAGCAGCUAUCCAGUAAACAACUAGCUGUAAGUAAUAGCCAAUCAAGGAUGGACUUAGAGCAUGCAGCACAAUUCUUUCCACUCCUUGAUUCACGUCAGGAGCAGAUCAUAGUGACGCCCAAACUUACUGGAAAUAUUUUAGAAGAGAAAUGUCUAGAGGAAGCUAAGCUUGUGCACCAGACGGUGUUGAACAACAGUGAUUACCAAAGUUUGUGCUUCAGAGGGCCUCCGUCAAACGCCAGCACCAAAACACAAGACAACUGCAUCGUCAGUAGUCCAUUGGAGUUAGCCGGUUCUAACUUCGAACAUUUAAGAAACCUUCCUUCAAUUCUGGUUCGUGAGUGGAAUAAUCCCAGGACAAUACUUUCAGAUGGCCAGUCACUGAAAAUCUCCCACAUGCAGAUACUUAGUAAUUUUAAAGUCAAUAAAGGAUCAGAUCCGCCAACUUCCCAGGCUAAAGCUCUUCGAAUUACCUAUUUCAUUAAAAAGCCAACAACUGAGAAUGAGGAUCAGAAAGUAAAAAACUUUGAAGCCACCUUUGAGAGCCAAGUCUCAUCAUUAAGAGAUGGAAUGAAAUGCGCAUCGCUCUUUUACAAGAGUGGAAGAGCAACCGAUGAUGCUUUGCAACAAAUCUUGAAAGUAGAUAUACUGGCGCUUUGUUUGUCAAUAUUAAUAGUUUUAUCUCUUUCACUUGUUGUCAUUUACAUUGUUUUCAGCAACUUGUGCUGUUUAACAACUGCUUUAUUCAUUUCCGCAACUUUCUUGGUACCCUAUAUAUGUACAGCAGGCAUUGUUUCCAUGGCCGGCCUUUCUUUACUCCCGACCACCAUUUUCAUUCCAUUUCUUCUGUUGGGAAAAUCAACAUCAGACGUUGCUCUCUUCUUGGGAGAGUGGAGACGACAGAGAAUUGUACACUCGCUUGAUUAUAGAGUUACCAGCUGCACUGCAAGAGUGGGAACAGUCCAACUCUUUUCGGCGUUUUGUUCAACCAUUCUCCUGGGAAUUGCAAUCAAAUCUUCCUUUGAGGUUACGUCCGAAUUCUUUUUGGUGACAGUGAUAGCUUUUGCUCUUGCUUCGGCUGCGUCUUUCUUAAUCGCUCCCACUUUAACACUUUCACUCGAAAGGCAGUUAAAAACCUUAAACACAUUUUGCAUGAGUCCCAGAGCGAAAAUUAGCAGCUUCUUGCAAGGAAAGAGAGAGGGAGUACAUAAUGUCAUUUGGUACGUUACUAAGAACCUUCCGCGUCGGCUUACUUCAUUUGGUGGUAAAGUCAUCUCGUUCAUUCUCAUUGUCUGCUUCAUCAGUAUCUGUGUCUCCUCUGCUCUGCAAGCGAGUGAAAGAACUUUUUCUACAGAAAACCUCUGUCAAGAAAAUGAUAACUUCAUCAAGUUUUAUGAAGCGCAAAAGAAAUUUUUUGGAAAACAAACAGAUGUAAGUAUCGUGUUUUCCCGGAGGACUGAUUACUCGCAGAAGACUAUUCAAGAAGAAAUGCUUCAAAUCUGUGGAACGCUUGGAAAAGCUUCUUACAGUCAAGAGAGAACGGUGUGUUGGCUGGCUGCCUUUUUAAACAAUAAAAGCAAGAGCUGCACAAAUUUAAAAUUUCGCACUUGCCUCCACAAAUUUCUCAAUCAAUCUCAAAAUCUACCUUUUCGACGAGAUGUGUUGGUUGACAAGAAAGAUGUCAAUUUUUCGAUUUCCGCAUCUCGAUAUCAUGUAAAGAUGGUAGUACAGAAAACCUUAAAUGAAAACAAAGGCAACCUAGAGAAACUAAGGGAGGACUUAAAGGUCUCCUUGAAGCCUAAACCAGUGUCGGAGACAUUUUUCGAGGUUGAAGACCUUUCAUCACUGGAAAGAGAAACUGUCCUCUUUCUUAUCAUUGCCACAGCUGUGGCCUUCGGGACCUGUCUUCUAUCCAGUUCAAGCCUAAGGAUCAGCAUCUUUUUGGCGCUUACAUUUGAUUUACUCCUAUUGGAGGCAGCAGCCAUUAUGGAAUUUUGGUCAAUUCAGUUCAAUCACCUCGCCUUCAUUGCCUUAUAUUUGUCAGUUGUCUUAGCACACAACUUUAGCGUUCAAAUAGCUCAUUCAUUUAUUUAUUCAGACAAACAAGUCGUAAGAGAACGCAUGAAUAAGGCGUUGGAAUCGGUUGGUUUGCCUGUGUUUAUGGCAGCCUUUCUCGAGAUCUCAGGUUCCAUUUCGUUGGGGCUUAUUUACCCAAGCCUGCAGGACAUCUUCUUUCGACUUAUUCCUGUGGUGUUUGCUUUGGGACUGAUCCAUGCUCUGGUAAUCUUGCCACCAACAGUCACAUUAUUUUUCGAGUUGAUGGACAGCUUUGAUUUUCAAAAUAUGCUACCCAACCGAACGAACCAGAAAAGGAGGAAAAUGUCUAUUCAAAUUCGAUAUGGUGGUGCGCCACAGGCGACAUCUAGGCGCCCUCCAAUAUCCAUUGUCGGUAUCAGCUGCAGAUUUCCUGGAGCAAAUAGUAAAGAGAUGUUUUGGAAUUUACUUGAGCAGGGAAACAGUUCAAUUCGAGACUUUCCCCAAAAUAGACAAGAGCAAUAUGAAACGCUUUUCCGACUUUACCAUCACAAGCGCUUUGUCACUGGACGUCACUGUGCUGUCAGGGGCUCUUAUUUGGAGGAUAUUCAAUAUUUUGACAACACAUUCUUCGGUAUAUCCAAACAAGAGGCUCGUGCAAUGGACCCCCAACAACGUAUUCUCUUGGAGGUGGUGUAUGAGGCCAUUGAAGACGCCGGAAUGCGGCUUGAGGAUCUUCAGAGAUGUAAGACAGGGGUCUUUCUGGGUGUGAUGAACCUAGACUACGGUAAUUUGAUAACAGAUUCAUCAAAUUACAACAAUAUCGACCAAUUUUCCUCUACAGGUAUAACAGCAUCCAUACUAGCAAACAGAGUAUCAUUUUGCCUCAACCUCACAGGUCCAAGUUUUGCGGUUGAUACCGCAUGUUCGUCUUCCUUGACAGCACUCAAACUUGCUUGUGAUAACCUUCAUAAUGGCGAUUGUGACGUAGCAAUAGUUUGUGCACCUAAUAUUGUCUUAAGCCAUGCAAUGCAGAUUAUUACUGGCAUGGCUGGUUUGCUAGCGCCUGAUGGGCGCUGCAAGAGUUUUGAUGCCUCUGGCGACGGUUAUGGAAGGGGAGAAGGCUUUGCAGCAAUUGUUCUUAAGCUCUCUGAUGCGGCUUUGAAUGAUAAGGAUGAUGAAUAUUGUUCAAUAAUUGCCUGCGGUAUGAACAAUGAUGGUCAAAAUGCAGUACCCAUGACAGCGCCAAGUUCUAAGACGCAAGCUGAACUAUGCAAAAUGGUUCUCGAACAAUCAGCUUUGAAUCCGGAGGAAGUGACUUACUUUGAGGCCCAUGGCACAGGUACCGCAAUCGGUGACGUUGUAGAAGUCACUUCAAUCGCCGAUGUCUAUACAAGAGGAACCACACGACAGCUAAAAAUAGGAUCUGUCAAGUCAAACCUAAAUCAUACAGAAUCUACCUCAGGGCUGGCUGGGAUCAUAAAAGUCGCGUUAAUGAUAAAAAACAAGAAAUUGGUUCCAACUGUUAAUGUGCGUGUACUAAAUCCAAAAUUAAAGUUACAGCAAAAAGGAAUUGUCGUGCAACAAACAAGCGAACCUUGGAACACAGAAGCAGGAAAACCACUAACAGGUGCCGUAAACUCCUUCGGUUACGGUGGAUCAAACGUACACGUUAUCCUUCGGGAAGUGACACAAAGGGCGACCGCCGAUGAUGAUCUUGAAAUAAGACGACGCCCAUGUCAUAUCCUCACCUUUUCUGCACGUUCUCAAGAAGCUCUCAAGCGAAUGGCACGACUCUACUCUCAGUGGAUCGAAGGUGAAGCAAAAGAUAAUGCGACAUUUGUGGAGAACUUGUGCUACUCAUUGAACGAACGUCGCAGUCAGUUUCCCCAUCGCUUAGCUCUUACUUUCGAAGCUAUACCCGAGGCUUCCAAGAUUUUGACAGAGUACGCCAACGACUCAGUAGGAAUGGAGAAAGUUGUUGCUUACGGAGAGGUGAACGCAGUUAACCCAAAACUUGUCUUCUUAUUUGGAGGGCAAGGUUCCCAGUGGUAUGCUAUGGGAAGACAGCUAAUUGAAAUGGAACCUGUCUUCAAAGAUGCUUUUUUAACUGUCCACAAUUUGAUAAAAGAUCUGUGGAAAUCGAUGUCACUUUUAGAUGAGCUCAUGGCAUCAGAGGAGAAAUCAAGGAUCGCAGAAAAUUCCAUUGCUCAGCCAGCUACGUUUGCAAUACAGUAUGCAACUUCAAAACUUCUGAUGUCUUGGAGAAUCUAUCCCUCCGCUGUACUUGGUCAUAGUCUUGGAGAGAUUGCUGCAGCAUGCAUUGCUGGGAUCAUAACCCUAAAGGAAGCAGUUCACCUGGUGCUAGCUCGCUCCUCUCUGCAAGAUCAGUGUCCUAGUAAUGGUAGCGUGGCGGCCUUAGGUAUGUCCGAAGAAAGAGCAAGAGCACUAUUAGAUGAGUUGAAGCUAACUCCUACCCUUUGCAUUGCCGCAAUCAACGAUGCAGAGAGCGUGACAGUGUCUGGUGAUGUUGAAUCAGUUGAAGCUUUGGGUCAACACAUUGCAAUACACGAAAAAGACACUUUCUGGCGUGUUCUUGGAACAAAACGUGCAUUCCACAGCUCACACAUGGAAUUCAUUAAAAGGUCAUUUCAAGCAGCAAUGAAGCGUAUUUCGUUACAUCCCAAGCUGUCCAAGAUUCCAAUGUAUUCUACAGUUGAAGGAGGAGUCCUUUGUGGUCAAGAGUUUAACAACGAGUACUGGUGGCGUAACAUCCGCUGUCCAGUUCAGUUUUACUCAGCAAUGAAACACCUUCUCAGAGAUGGUUACAAGCAGGUCAUCGAAAUUAGCACCCAGCCUAUCUUAGCACAUUAUGUUAAAAAGAUUGCUAUGCAAGAAAACCUUCAAGACCAAGCAAAGCCAAUCGUUUUGGAGACCCUUCCUCGUAAGAGAGUCCCUGUCAACAAGCAAUGCAAGUCUUUUCUUCUCAACACAGUAUGCAAACUGUACACACUUGGUUUUCCUAUAGAUUGGACUUGUGUGCAGACAAUUCCUUCGGCAAAGUUUGUUCGCUCGUUGACCUAUCCAUGGAUUAAGAACACCUUUUGGUACAGAGAACGUCCACCCCAAAACAUAAUUCAACCAGUUGAUGCCAAAUCCUGGGAAGAAAAGAAAAGUCAUCCAUUUUUGGAAAAGGUGAAGCAAACCAGUCUUUACUCAGGCCUACACUGCUGGGAAACGGAAAUUGACCUCCAUCGCUUCCCUGACCUCAAAGAUCACGCUCUAAUCCAAGGAACAACCGUCAUGCCAGGUGCUACGUAUCUUGAAAUGGCCUUUGCGAUGGCGAUGGAUCAAUUCGUGCACGUGGCUGGCCUGGAACUAUCUGAAGUGAAGCUCUCAAGCCUCCUCACCCUACCAGAAACACAGGUAACUCCAGUAUAAUGUGUUUUUAAUGCCUUUUAUGAAAUAGAAUGAUAAAGGAUAUUCACGAACGUACCUGAGCAAAAAAUACAUGUUCAUAAAUCCUGAAUUUCCUAAAUUGAAAACAUUCACUCUAUAUCUUUUUCUUUUGCAGGUUCGAUCGUUACGUCUGCGUCUCCAGAAGACUGAAAGGAUUAACGAGGCUGAGUACCACAUAACAAGUGUACAGGAUGACCAUUCCGAGAUCAUUCUAAGCAGUGGAAAAAUUUGUCUGGAUCUUCUUCAAACACAGAAGAAGGGUAAUCACAAAGGUACUAUUAAUAAAUUCGUUUAAUGUUCCUUACACUAAGUAAAUGCUGUAAAUGUUCCAUGAACGCUCGCAAAGAGGCAAAGAGUCCCACACAUGCCUAUAGCAGUAAGAAUAAACCUAUAUUGUAAUUCGUUCGUGUCAAAAUAUUUUUCAGUGGAUUAUUAUUCAAACUGCUAUUAGUCUUCCAUUAUUGUAAAUUACGUGCUAUUCUCCUAAGUUUUUGUUUUUCUUCAAACAGCCAACAUAUCAAGCAUAACGGUAACUGGUAUUACGCAUAAACAAGAUGGGAACCCUUUAGUUUGUUUUUUUUUCUUUUCUUAGCAUCUACCGCGGCUGGUCCAGCAAUAAAUGAGCUUCUAAAAAACAUGGAACGAAUGCCGAAUGAACAGUUCCGAGGAGUAACAGAGAAGUUUGGAUUUAACUAUGGCCCUACCUUUUCCAUCAUCAAAGAGAUAUGGAAAGGCGACAACGAGGGGCUAUGCCUUAUAGACAUCGCGGAGGCACACACCAUCCAAGAAGAAACUGGUCGUUAUGUUGUUCAUCCGUCUAUUUUAGAUGCUUGUCUUCAAUCCUGCUUUGUUCCUCUGGGAAAUUCUUCGAUUGAUGAUAAAUCAAUUGUGCCAGUUGGUUUCAAACGUGUUGCACUGAAUGACUUACCAUUAACGAGCCAGUUAUUUUGCCACGUGACUGCCAAUGUUUCCGAGUUUGGGCGAUUUGAUGUGACGCUUAUGAAUCCAAGUGGCUACGUUUUGCUCACUAUGACUGAUUUCCGAGUUGCAGAGUUAACAAGCUCACCGCGUCAACUUCCUUUAGCUGAUCUUGCCUACGACGUCCAGUGGAGGGAAGCUGAGUUAACAAGGCAGGGAGAAAGAACCCCCCCUCUGACCUUCAUAGUACUUAAAGACUCCUCUAAUUUGUCGAAUUAUUUGAUCUCAUCACUUCAAGCUCGGGAAGUCAAUGUCAUCGCCGUAAAUCCUCCAGAUGGUCACUGUUUUGACUCUGAAGUUCAAGACACAAUAAAAAUUGCCUUUGCUGACUUUUCUGCGAUCAAUUCCUCUUCUUUGAGGGUUAUCAAUCUCUGGCCUGUGGAUACAUCACUUCUACCAGAACAUUUUGAUGUCAUUGAACAAUCUCAACAACUCGCCUUCAGCAGCUCUGUCUUCCUACUGCAGCUGUUAAUAGAGAAGGAGCUCAUGGAUUCUAGGCUGUUUCUCGUCACCGAGUUAACACAGCUUUUGGAUGUCUGUGACCACUCUGGUAAGGGUAAAUUCAUUCCAUGGGGUUCUACAGUCUGGGGACUAAGACGAACAGCGAACCUUGAAGAAUUCAAUCUCAGGGUUACCACCGUCGACCUGAGUAACAAAGAAGAUAAACGGGAAAUUAACUCCUUAGUUGAUGAAGUCUUAGGUGACAGCGUGGAGGACGAGGUGGCCUUUCGAGAUAGCAAACGAUUUAUAAAUCGUCUUGUCAGGUCAGAAUUACAACUGCACACCUCAAAAAGAAUGAAAAGAAAAGAGAGGAAGAAAGAUGGACUUCUAUAUCUUUCAACAGUUCCUUCGUCAAAAUCGCAUUGCCUUCGCGAGAAAUGUUUUCCAAAGGCAACGCAAUCUGAAGUCAUUGUAGAAGUUUGCUAUUGUUGGACGCCCUCAGAAUCACUCUUUGAUGUGUCUAAACCAAAUGGAUGUGUCUUUGUGAGUGGAAAAGUCUCUGAUCUCCCUAUAAGUGGCGAGAGUACUUUGCAAAUUGGAGACAAUGUGUGUGGAGUCAUUCCCUCCGGCCGUGUUGCACGUUUUAUUCCAAUACACGUCAGUAGCGUGUUUUUGAAACCUCCCAACCUGACAAUGGAACAAGCCACUUACCUUCCAGCAUGCCUGGCGCUGGCAUUUCACGCUCUACAAAAAGCAGCGGCUGGCGCCGAAAAACAGAAACUUCUUAUAAAUGAAGCCAAUCGUGGCCCCGGACCAGCGGCAGUAUUUCUGGGAAAAACACUGGGUCACAGAGUGUACUGCACAAUCCCAGACACUUGCAGUUCAUGCACGAAAAGGCUUCUAACUGAUUUGGGUGCAGAGAGUGUAAAGCGACAGAGUUCCCCAGCCUACAAUGAUGAUUCGAUCGACCAGUUUGACGCCGUUCUGUUCUUAAAUCCACCGGGUCCAAAUGCCCUUCUUAGGAGUGGUCUUAGUCUGAGAAGGGGAGGAAAAGUAGUUAUCUUGAGUACUGAAUUUGAAGGAGAUGUCAUCUUUCCUGCGAACAAGAAUUUCAAGUAUGAGAGAGAGAAUAUACUAGACGUUUUACGAUCGCCGACAGCAUUCGAGGAGCUAACCAUGAAAAGUAUACAAAUUCUGGGAAAAAACGGAGUCUCACAACAGCUUUUCGAAAUGCCGGUUGAGUGUGUAGACUUUGUAGUAUCAAUCAAAGCUGCCAACGAGUCUACGGACAAACCCUCAUCUCUUAAAGAUAUUGAACCACAGUCCUUGGACAUUUCUUUUCUCAUACAAUCACUUGGAACAUUUGAAGAAGGGGAUCACCUUCAGGGCAUCCCAGUGCUACCCCAAGGCUUAGAUGGUUGUGGUUUGAAAGAAAACAAAUCCUAUCUGGUAGCAGGAGGAGUGAGAGGAUUUGGAUUUGAAGUCGCCAGAUGGAUGGCAGAAAAUGGUGCAAAGUCUAUCGUACUUCUCGGCCGCUCCAUGCCCUCCAAUUCCAAAAUUCAAGAGGUGCGUCAGAUUGAAAGGAGCACCGGUACAACGAUCCAUAUAAUUCAGGUAGGUAGAUUUCUCGCAACCUCACUAAGUCAUCAAACCUUUUUACUCACGAAAAACAACAUUUUAGAAAAAUAUUUGACAAUAUGCCUACAAUUCAUAAGAAUUUUACAUACUUUGACUUUAGAAUGCUAAAAUUGCAAAUUGACGUUUGUUUUAAAGAAGGACUUCUUUUAGUCUCAGCAACAUUAACGAUACUUUUUCACACAUAAAUAAUAACGUUUCGCCAUGAGUGAAAUGAUUGUUGCAACUGAUCACACAAGUGCAUGUAAGACAUUUUCUCAAUAAACAAUCGUAAAGUGUGAAAUUCUAUCCCUACACAACGGCGACGUUUUGCGUUUCGGUGGAUGUUCUUGUUUUAAAGGCCACCUUCCGUCAGCAGCAGCUUAUCUAUUUCCCCAAAGUGGCUGAGCUGGAAGUUCCACUGCUUGACCUCAGUAAUCAACUCAUUUUAUAUUUUUCUCUUCCGAUGGCUUUUCCAGGUAGACGUAUCCAGCCAAACACAAAUGUUGGCUUUGAAAGAGCGCCUUCAGUCCCUUCCAGAUGUGGCAGGCAUUGUACACACUGCUAUGGUUCUUAGAGACGAAUAUAUCAAAGACCUGACAUUUCAGCGUUUCAAUGAAGUUAUGGGCCCAAAAAUCAAAGGUAAAACGGCAAACCAGCCUAACUUCUCAGAUCCUUCCAGGCUUAUUGUUUUCAGCAGUUGUCGACGCCACUGUUUUAGACGUCGGUAUGAGCUAACAGGUUUGAAAACAGUUUUAAAGAAAAUAGAAACAGUGUUCUCUAUCAAAAACCUCGGCUGAUAGUAACGAAAACGAAUUUUUUUUAUUCCAUUUUUAGGCUCCAUGUUGCUACACCAAAUGAGCUUAGAGAUGGAUCUGGAUUUCUUCGUGAUGUUUUCGUCCAUGGCGUCAAUCGUGGGUAACAUGGGACAAUCUUCAUACUCGGCUUGCAAUGCUUUCCAAGAUUCUCUCGCUCAGUACCGGAGACAUGUGCUUGGUCUUCCCGGACUUGCAAUAAACUGGGGACCAAUCAGUGGGGCUGGUGUAAUGGAAAGAGAAACUGGAAUCGCAAAACUGAUGACCCUAGCAGGAUUGGGUUUUGUAGAUGCAAAGGAAGGUGGGUUGAAACUUACUGUAAGCGUAUACGAUCGACGAAAAUACUAUGAGCGUUUUAAAUAGUACAGCAUUAAUUGAUGUCUUCUUACUAGGGCAAAACGCCACUGGGAAAUGUCCUGACCGAUUAGUGUAGGCUUGCGGCUAACUGUUCUAUAAGAAGACAUAGUUUGGAAAAAGAUUAUACACAUGUAAAACUGUACGUGAAGGCGGACUUAAACAAAAAGAUAUGAUACCAGUGUUAAGAGGGUUGUUUGGCAUCACCUUUCAAAAAAUACGACAAAAGUAAUUUACAUAAAUGUAAUAAAUUGCAGCCUUACUUAAUGAGUGAUUUGUGUUCAAAGGUGUUAAGCACAUGGUGAAAGUGUUAACUGAAGACCCUGGUCGCUGUCAAAUCUCAAUGUUUGAUGCAGACUGGCCUCGAUUCUUGAAGAGCAAUACAGGGCUGAAGAAAACUCCGCGACUGUCCAUUUUAAGAUCAACAGUAAAUGCUCCCGACAACCAAACAAACUCAACGGAGUCUCUCGCCCAAAAAAUUGUUUUAGAGAAAGAUGGAGAAAAGAGGGCAGAGCUCAUAAACGAAUACAUUACUGCGACAAUGAGUGAAUGGACUGGAAAUCCCUCGCCAUCAGAGACUGAUCUCAACACAAGCUUGUAUAGCUAUGGAGUAGACUCUACCGCGGCUUUGACGCUAAAGAUGCAGCUUGAAAUGAAUCUGCAAGUUUCCUUUGAGGUAAGAAAUAAUUCCUUGAUUAUCACGUUGGUUAUUAGUUAUGACAUGUAGGUGAAUAUCGUCACAAGUCGGCCAGGUGCACAGCUGUUUACACAGAGUUGUAAAGUUGUAAUGAGAUGUGGUGGGUCGGUCUAAAGGUGAAACAAAAGUUCCGUUAUUUACCCUCGGCAGUGUUUAUAGCACUAAUGCUAGUGGGGUCGAGCAAAUGCCUCAAACAAAUUAUGUACAUCAACCAUAAUAGGGUUAACAAUCCCAGCUGGCUAGAGGCAAACCAGAUGGCUAUUUACAAGCAUGGUCGAGUUAGCUGUCAGGGCGGGACUUGAACUCAGGGCCUCUGCAUUACAAGUCCGGCGCUCUAAAAGCGCGGCCACGCUGCCUCUAAGGUCCAAACCAACAUUGCUUGGGACCUACUGCCAAGGAGUUUUUCCCUGUACAAAAAGUUCAUAAAAGAGGCCUUCUGUUUCAGGUCUUCUACUUCAUGCAACCAGACACAACUCCUCUUAAACUGGGAAGAGACAUAACUGCCAAGAUGAUUGAACGAAGUCAGGGAAAUCCUCCAACCAAUGACCAGCCUCAAAAUGAUAACAGACAAGAGGCUGAGCACGCGCAAGUACAGACAACAGAUGACGUAUCGCCAAUAACUGAAUCGUCUGAAAUCAGAAUACAGGUUGUACCGCUGUACACUCCAGAGGGCUCAGCCAUAAAGUUUUUCUGUGUCCACCCGUCGCAUCGUUACGCGAUGAGUUUGGUGCCGAUUGCGACAGGAUUUCAAGGACAGGUAAAUUCAGAUAGUAAAGCAUAUUUUGCAGACAUUUAUGGUGUAUGUCAGCAGAGUGUUUAUUUAAUACGGCCACUUUUUCGUUCGUUUUUUUUAGGACUUAGUUUCCUUCUACGCACUGGGUUACACAGACCCAGCAGCAGUAAGUGAGGACUGGGGUGGAGUGCGUGAACUUGCAGCACAUUACGUUCAGCUAAUAACCAAGGAACAGCGUCAUGGCCCCUACUUUUUGGGUGGAUAUUCAUACGGAGGACUACUCGCCUAUGAAAUGGCUUCCCUAAUGACAGAACAUAAUAAGAGGGUGGAGUUUGUGGCAAUGAUUGAUACAUUUCCCUGGGUUCUGCAGUCACGGACAGUCAGCAGCAGAUUACCUUCAAUGCAGGAACAUGAAAAUUCGCAGCGUCGGCAUGUCGAGGUUUGUCAUUACCUUGGUCUAAGAAGGGAGUCUAGUGUUAAGAUUGAAGUUGUCUCACAUUAAAAUGGUCUUUGUGGUAUUGACUGAAUCUUACAAUACUGACAAAUCAUGCGUUAUGGCGUGUUUGGAUAUCUUUAGAAAAACAAAAACACUUUGUUUGAGAGGUUAUUUCACACAAAAGACACUGUUUAAUUUUCACCUCUCUUUUCAUUGUUUGAUAUGUGGUAUGAAGCACUGUCUUGACAAGAAAAAUAGUGAACUAAUGUUUCUGUUGGAUAUAUAGCGUGACAACAAAUUCUAACGGCCGAUUGUUAUCUUCUAGCUCCAAUUUGAAAAUUAUCUGAGAAAGCUGGCAAUAGACUCACUGAAGAUGACAUCCGAUGAAUACCACAAGAUGAGAGAGGAGAACACUAAAGAAUGGAUCGUUGAUGAGCUAGAAAAACGGGGGCUUGAAAGGGGUUUAGCGAUAUACAAUUUGAGAACACUGAGAGAGUCUCUCCUGAAGGAUCAAAUGGUUGCCAGUAGGACACAUCUACAGUGGCAGCCCGCAGAGGUAUGGGCUUCGUCUCCGUUUAUUAAUGUUCAGGUUUACAAUUGUUUUAAACAAAGGUAACGUACCAACAUCAAAAAUCAACCUUUCUGUCACGAGGUUAGUAUUGGAGAGUUUUUGCGAACUGUUACUAAAAAUAAUAUUCAUUUUAAAUAUUUUAUUGUUUUUUGAAUGCUUGGACGACAAACAUCGUUAGCUAUCAUUUAUAACAAAAUUUAAGUUAAAUGAGUUCCAAAGAUUUGCCACGCCCAUAUAAUUUUUGUGAAAACAAAGAACUUUUCCAGAUUCCAUACCUUUUAUGAAAACAUUUUUUUAUCUCCUGUUUGUCAAUAGGUCCGUUACCGAGGUCCACUCGCGUUCCUCAGAUGCCAAGAUACUUGUUUCUCGCCCAGAUCAUCAGAUAGCGUCGAAGAGAUUUGGGGCCAGUUGGUUGAUGGUGGGAUAAAUGUGCUUGUUUGUCCUGGAAAUCAUUAUUCCAUGAGUGAAUCGCCUAACGCUUAUGUUACUGGAAGUAUCUUAGCAACUGCUCUAAUAUUCAAAUACCGUUUGCUGUACCCAGAAUUCCCCAGACCCACGAGAACGUUCAGUCAGAGACGAGCCGUAGAAAAGCUUUCCAGUGGAGUAGUUGUAUUCCUCCACUCAAAGAAAGGUAGGUCUGGACUUCUUCCCAAAAGGACCAACGAAAGGUAAAAUAAAAGGUUGAGUUGUCCAUUUGAACGCCAAGGAGUUGUCGCAGGUUGUUGCAAAUUACUUUUUAUUAAUCUUUGCUUCAGCUGAAGAUACGAGAAUACUUUACAGUGUGUUUCACAUGGCUGCGUGAAAUCGAUGUAUAGAGCUUAUUAAUAAAACUUAAUUUUACAAAUUUACAUAGUAAAAAAAUAAGAAUCUCAGCAUUUUUGGAUGCUUUGUUCUUGUUUGCCUGCCGCUCACGUAUUACUAAAUUCAAAAUGUGUUGUUCCUUGUGAUUCUUUGACAUAGACACCCUUGCUGUGAGGGCAGGAGCAACCAUAGCUACCUUUGGAGCAAGGGUGGCACAGUGGUGAGAGCACUCACCUCCCCCAGUGUGACCCAGGUUCGAAUCCCGGCAUGGACGCCAUAUGUGGGUUGGGUUUGUUGCUGGUUCUCUCCCUUGCUUCGAGAGGUUUUUCUUCGGGCACUCCGGUUUUUCCCUCUCCUUAAAAACCAACACUUUCUAAUUCUAACUCGACCGGGAACGCACGGACACGUUUCAAAGAGUUUUUGAGGACUCCUAAGUGUUCAGUUGUAAACAAAAAUAGUUUACAUUUACAUUUACAAUCAGGCCCAAGACCACUGCUUUUCUUUUCCUCCGCUUUUCGAUUAUUUCAUUAAGAAUGUUUCAUUAAGUAUGCUGUAUUUCACUUUCCAACUCCUUUCAUUGAAAUAUAGGACAUAAAAAGCCUCAUUUUGGAGAACUACAUUUCAAGGAGGACGUUCACAAACUUGAAUUAACUUCACAAGCCGAUGAAGGAGAGACACAUGAAACGGAAAAAACAAAAAAGAUCAUUGACUUGAAAGGUAUGAACAUUAUACCCUUAUGGUUACGGUAAAACCCCGCGACUAAGAACCUGGACUUUAAGAACCUGGACUUUAAGAACCUGUUACUAAUGUAAAAUUUGCCAGUUAAGCCCCCUCUAUAUUAAGAACCUGUUUAGCCUAAAAUUUGAAACAGGUUCUUUUUUUCUAAAAUCUAUGAAAAAAUUCUGUACACUUUGGUAAAUAAGAUAAGUCAACAUUCAGAAUCCUCUUUCGAGACAUGGGUGCCUUAUCACUCCAACUGCAAUGCAAUGGUAUGCACGUUUUAUAAUGAGGAAUAAGCUGAACCACUAAAUACUCUUAUCUACAUUGUAUUUUUUUCCUUUAGAAAAUUAAGAAGCUAAAUAGGCUAAACUUAUGUGCUAACUACCAUUUAUAUAAGAACCUGUUUACACUAACUUGGAAAAAUCCAGGUUCUUAGUCGCAGGGUUUUACUGUACUCUAUUUUUAAGGACCUUUUAUUAUGGCCUUUUAGUGCCUGGGAUAAGGAAAACAAGUCCACUGUCAUUGAAAACGUUCAAAAGGUAACACACCCAAGGUCCAAAGAAGUGAAAAAAAAAAUAAAAAAGUAAAAUAAAAUAAUAAUUAUAAUUAUAAUUAUAAUAAUAAUAACCUAAAUAUUUAAUCUGGUGGAAUAAAACACUUUCUAAAAUUUGUUUCUUCUCUGUCUUAGUUUAAUUCGUGCGUAAUCAGUCAAGGUCAAACAAGAAUCGCUUUACAAGUUAUGUAAUUGGUUCAAUACAAAUUGCCUUUAUAACUCCUCGUAAACAGACUUUAACCUUAUGCUAGCGGUCAACUCUUUACAAAAGAAAGAUCCUUUUUUUCUUACAACAGAUCUCUGUAUGGUCCAACCAGGAAUGUUAGUCGCCAAUGCGAGGAGGUAUGCCGGCCGAAAGCGAAGAGUUGGAGCAUAUCACAGUGGAAACCUGAGGCAAAUCGCUUCUGUUAUUACAAGGAGACGUGUCUACAAUUUGGAAUUUACUGAUUAUUCGGAUUUAAAAUCCUUCUAUAACAUGAUCGAGGCUGUUUUUGCAGUCCAGUUGUUAUCCCGUUAG
Porites lobata is the source of this 14954-nucleotide messenger RNA. NCBI's taxonomy places the organism in Eukaryota, Metazoa, Cnidaria, Anthozoa, Scleractinia, Poritidae. The record is from the annotation of a GenBank genome assembly.